UAUAGCUUACUUGGUAUCAAUUUCAAAUUGUCCAUCAAAACAAAACAACCUAAUUUCAACAAAAUGUUCAAAUUCAUCGCUGUUUGCUUUUUCGCUGUCUUGGCUGUUGUUGCUGCCAAACCCGGUGUAGUUGCUCCUUUGGCUUAUAGUGCUGCUCCUUUGGCUUAUUCUGCACCUUUGGCUUACUCUGCACCCUUGGCGUAUUCGGCUCCUUUGGCCUAUGCCGCUCCUGCUGCUGCUGUUGUUGGUAGUGCUGCCUAUGUUGCUCCAUAUGCCUCCAGCUACAAUGCUCAUCAUGUUGCCCAUUCUGCUGCCUUCCCAGCCGCAUAUGCUGCUGCCCCAGUUGUAGCUGCUGCCACACCCUUCGCUGCUCCUUUAUUGUUGAAAAAGUAA
Messenger RNA from Stomoxys calcitrans (stable fly), 393 nucleotides. RefSeq names its product pupal cuticle protein C1B-like. The transcript is spliced from 2 exons. NCBI's taxonomy places the organism in Eukaryota, Metazoa, Arthropoda, Insecta, Diptera, Muscidae. The record is from RefSeq and is a predicted model, not a curated record. Bases 64 to 393 code for a protein of 109 amino acids.